Messenger RNA from Coturnix japonica (Japanese quail), 13646 nucleotides. The record is from RefSeq and is a predicted model, not a curated record. NCBI's taxonomy places the organism in Eukaryota, Metazoa, Chordata, Aves, Galliformes, Phasianidae.
GGGCACACUCCCUAGCCAUCUUGCAUUCAGCAUUAGAGUAAGGCCUUUGGUUUUGGACACACUCUCAUUUACUUGGUUUAUUAGCUUAAAUCCCAAUUAACUUGUAUUUCUGCUAUUCUAAUUACAAAAUUAACUUUCCUCCUCAGAUGAUUGUUGCUGUCUCUUUUUUUCAUUAUUUGUUAUUAUUCCUUUCCUUUUUUGUUUCUCCUUCCCUGUCACAGAUACAGACGUCAUUGAGUUAUCUGUAGAUCUAACUACCUGUCAAGCCAACGGCUUUGCAUCAGCUUCCCCCUCAACCCCCCCCAAAAGUAUUCAAAGUCAAGUAAUAGUUGACAUUCAUUUUAGGAUGUAUACUUAUUACUGUUAGAAACUAAGUGAGUUUAUUAAUAGUGUUCAUUUUCUUCUCUAGCAUGGAAUAGCGUGAUAUUUAAGUUGUGAUUAUGAAGACUUAACUGUAUAAAGCUGUAUUUGCAGUGCUACUGAUAGGGUUUAUUUUUUGGUUUGUAGGUUUGUGUCUGUAAGUUAGAAAAUGAAUAUUCUCUGAUUUAAUUUGUUUCUAUGAGUGUCUGAAUUUGUCUCCAGAUAGGCAACAGUUCAUUUCUGAAAGCCAUCACAUCUGCAUUAAAUGAGAAUUGUCUUUACAAUUUUGAUAUUGGGAUCAAUGAUUGAAUACCUGCAAAAGUUCAAUUGCUCUUCUGGCAUAUGUGUUGUUCCUACUUGUACAGGAACUGCUGAAUCACAACCUGAACUUUUGUUUGACCACCUGAGAUGAGCAAUGAGUCAAUUGUGGGAGUAUAGGUGAAGGCAAUUCACCUGUGUGACCAGAAGGGGUGGAGCCUGGCUGCACCUCUCCUAGACCCCCCAUUUAAGGGCUGACUGCCAUUGGGGAAGGAUCUCUUUUGUGAGAUCACUCAUCUUGGAUUUUUCUUGUGAAUCUACAACACUGCAUCGUGGAAUGGCCCAGGAUACUACAGUGCCUAAAUUGAACUUCAGAUUUUGGUUGGAUAAAGCUAUUGAGUGGGGUCAGGCUACUACUUCUGAAUCCCAGAAAGAUGUCUGUCUUCACUUGCCCCAGUUGCUGGAGUUUCUACAUCAGACUUAUGAAAUGCUUAAACGUAUGAAUUCAAUUGUAGCAAUUCAGCAGUUCCCUUUAAUUGGCCAGUUACUAGGAAGGCUUUGUUGGAAUCCUUUUGUCAUAGGAUAUGAUGAGAGCCAGAAGACUCUUAUGUGGUGCUUAUGUUGUCUGUACAGUAGUGAACCACAGAACCCUGUGGAACUGAAGGCCAACAGCUGGAUACGAAGCUUACUUUGCCAUCUCCUUUCUUCUUCUAAGUGGGAAAGAAUCGAGGCUGAAACCAGUACAUUCAUAUCGGCUCUUGGCUACACGUCAGCAGAUUAUUACGGUCACUUGGUUGAAAAUAUCAUCUCCUCAUUAGUAACUGAACUCAGAGGAAAUCAAUUUAAUGAACUUAACAUUCAGGGAAAAAUUUCAGUCAGUCGUGUGAACGCCAUGUCCCUUUUCUGUCUCCCAUUUGUUACUUUGCCUGAUCUAACUCCAUUGCUGGAAACUCUUCUUGUUUACCAUGGGGGAGCAUCAAAAGAAAUCCUCAGCUCAGAGUUCUUGGAGGCAGUGAAUGAUGCCUUUUUAAAGAAGAAGAUCUCCCUUUCUGAAUCAGCCAUCUUCAGUCUCUGGCACCGUCACUUACCAAGCCUUGAAACUGCUACAUUAAGUCUUUUAGACCAGCUGGUAUCACUUCAGAUAAAUAAUUUGGAAAAAGUGGCUUGUGUCAUAAAAGAUUCACUUUUGCCACAAGCUGCAAGCCAUCCUGCCAUUUUCAGAAUUGUUAACGAAAUCUUCAAGAGCGCACUUUUGGAAACUGAUGGAGCUCCUGAAGUUAUGACCAUAAUACAAAUAUUUAUACAGCUCUUCAUUCAGCUUCAGCAGAAUGAAAACAAGCAGCAUAAAUUUCCUUUGAAGGCCUACUUCCCUCACCACCACCAGCCUCUUGUAAUAGCUUUACUAAGACGCCCUUUUGAAUUGCCAUCUACACAGUGGCUGCAGCAUUUGAAACACAUUUCAGAUACACUAAAAUCUAUAGUAGAAGAUACGGACAUUAGCUCUUUUGCUGACCUUUAUGAAAUCUGGUUUUUGGUUGCUUGUUUUGGAGAAUGGCUGGAUAUUGCAGUAGACCAAUUAAUGAAAGCACCUGUAGCCCCUGAUGCUUUGCUGUGGUUGUUGUCAUUUUACUACUGCCCUCAGAAUGAAAGUCAACAAAGGACUCAAACAAUGGUAGAAUCUCAAGCAGUCUACAGUCAUCUAAUGAUGCUUUACAACCAUCCUGUCCUUUCAUUUGGAGAUCUGCAGGCUCCUGUAAACAAUGUAGCAGAUACAGAACAAUGUCAUACCCAGUGUCUUAUAACACAUCUUCUUACCAACUUUUUAUUCUUUUCUUCUGGAGGACAUAUGAUUGCCCAGGAAUUCAUUUCCUAUAUUACUGAGACAACUGACAUGAGAAAGGAAGUUUGUAGCCUUCUUGUCCGUACUGCAUACAGAAUUAAACAUAAUGGAGGAGAAAACCAAAGGACUGUGAAGCUGUUGAAUGAACUUCUCCAAAAACUAGCAGUGGAAGUUUAGGUUUUCAGUGUUUUCUCUAUCCAGUCACUGAGUUAAAUCUUUAUUUGGGUUUCAGCCUUUCAUGAAAGUCUUGCAUUGCAGGUUAGCAGGGGUAAAGAAAAAUCUCCUUCUUGAGGAUAUCCCAUAACUUUGUCUUUCCCCAUGCUGUUUAGAAAUGUAAACUGUGAGGACAAAACAGUAUUAAAGAUAGCUGAAAACUUUGUUCUGAGCUCCUCCUUUAACAAGAGACCUAUAUCAUUUAAAGCAGUUUACUCAUCUCCUUGUUUAUCUGGCUGCGGAUCCAUUUUUCUCCCAGAUUACUCAUGGCUUUAUGAGCAAUUUUAUCCAAUUGUUUGGUUGGUAAGUUGUUUCUAAAAUGUUUUGUUCUAUAAUUCUGCUUUUAUGUGGCUAACGAUGAUCUCAAGCGAGAGUUAAUGAUUCAUGGUGAAUGCACUCCAUGUUCUCAGGAAAUCAACAGUGUUUCCUGAACUUGUUAAUUCUUUUUGAAAACAUGUCCAAAAUAAAGCUCCCUUCAUGUUUUUUAAAUGAUUAUUUAACACUGCUGCAGCUUUCACAGGACAGUGUUCUCUGCAAUGUACAAUGCCGAUAGCAGGUCUCCAUCAGCAGGUAUGGCACAGAAAUUUCUGUCAGCCUAUUUUCCAUGAGAUUAUUGCUCAGGAAAUCCUUUUUUUUUUUUUUCAUGCAGACAGAAUAGGGCAAGUUAUGAGGAAACUCCUAUUUGAGGCCCAAAUUUCCUAAAGAGAGAGGAUUGUUUUAGAUAUAUGGUUUCUUUGCUUACUUCUUUCUUUCUUUGUCUAUGAGAAGAGCAUGGACCAGGAGUAAUGCAUUCUUGUUUUAUCCAAGAAGUUUUGUCCACUUGUUUCUAGCUUAGUUAAAUAAAUUAAGCAUGAAGAACAGUAACAGUAGAGCAUCUUAACUGACUUCACAGAAUCAGACAAUUGGAAGAGUUGGAAGUGUCAUGUGUUACCUACCUAGCUUUUAUAUCAACAGUUACUCUGUGUUAAAAGAAACCACUUGAAAUCCUUAUGGGUCCUUUCAAAUUCAAAAUAUUCUGUGAUUCUGUGAAAUAGUAUUCUUACAUAGAAUCAAAAGUGUGUAUCUUAAAUUAGUACAGUUUUAUGGGUGUAACAUUUGUUUUUGAGCAAGGGAGAAGAAAAACAGUGUUCUUAGUUUUCUUUGGCUACAAGAAGUGGAAGGAUAUUUGCUGUUGACUGUUGACUGGUUACUUACAAUUUUGUUCCUAGUGAGUCACAUUAGACUGAAGUACAGAAGUUAUGUGCCCUCUUGGCAAAUUUAUUAAUGUAUUUGUGUUGUUUGAUUCUAGCCUAUGAAGAAAUAGUAAAAACUUAAUUUGUCUGUGAAGAACACUGCUUUUUGUCUUUUUGGAUUAAAAAUAGUUCUGAAUUUAAAAAAAAAAAAAAAAAGAGAGAGAGAGAGAGAGUUUUCUUGCAUAUUUUUAGUUGGUACACAUAUCCACAAAAUCAGAAUCAAGCAACCUAAUUUUCAAUUCUGUGAUUAUUAUAACUGAAGGGCAGGUAGAGUCUGGUGGAAGAAUAACUUCCCCUUGGCUAAGGAGGAGCUUGUGAAAGACUGUUUAGGCAAAAUUAAUGCCCACAGAUCUGUGGGCCCCAAUGGGUUUCACCCACAAGUGCUGAUAGAGCUGGCAGAAGUGAUGCUAAACUGUUCUCUGUCAUAUUUGCAAAUACAGGCUAGCCAGCCUCACCUCUGUCCUGGAAAGGUCAUGGAUCAACUUGUUCUGGAUGCCAUCUCCAAACAGUUGGAACAAAAGAAUGUUAUCAGCAGUAGACAACACAUAUUCACCAAGGGGGAAUUUAUGCUCAACUACUUCAGUAGCUUUCUAUGAUAUCAUCAUAGUUUCGGUAAAUGAGGGGAGAUUAGUACCUUGCCUCAACGAGGCUUUUGACGCUAUUUCCUGCAACAGCCUUUUAAAGAUGAGUAGGAAAUGUGGGAUAGAUGAGUGGGACAAUGAAGUGGAUUGAGAACUGGUUGACUCAUAGAAUUCAGAGUCAUGACUGAUGGUAUAGAGCCUGGUUGGAGGCCUGUAACUAGUUGUGUUCCCCAGGGGCCAGUGCUGGGUCCAGUCAUCUUCAGCAUCUUCAUCAGCUACCUGGAUGAAGGGAUAAAGUUCACCUUCAGCAAGGUUGCUGAUGUUUCAAAGCUGGGAGAAGUGGCUGACAGAGCAAACGGCAGUGCUGCCAUUCACAAAGACCUGAAAAGAUAGAGUUGGGCAGAGAGCAACUUGAGCAAGUGUAGAGCAUUGCAUGUGGGGAGGAAUAACUGCAUUCAUGAUUACAGGCUAGUUAGGGGCUGACAUCUUGGAGAAGAGCUUUGCAGAGAAAGAUCUGGAUGUACUGGUGGACAACAUGUUGACUGUGAGCCAGCAAUUGAUCUUGUGGUGAAGGCAGCCAGUGAUAUCCUAAGCUGCAUUAAAAAGAGCAAGGCUAGCAGGUCAAGAAGUGAUCCUCCCCCUCUACUUUUUCCACAUCUGGAGUACUGGAUGGAGUUCUGGGCUACCUCAUCCACAAAAGACUUCUGGAGAGUUUCCAGCAGAAGGCCACAAAGAUGAUGAGAGGCCUGGAGGAUCUGCCUUAUGAGGAAAGGCUGGGAGACCUGGGGCUGUUAUACCUGGAGAAUGAAAGAGAGGGCUGGCCUCAUCAGUGCUUAUAAAUAUGCCUAUAAAAACCCAAAGAGCAGGAGUCAAGAGUCCAGGCUCUUUUCAGUGGUGUGCAUCAAUAGAACAAGGGGCAGCAAGCAGAAACUGGAACACAGUAUGUGUGAAGCAAACAUGAGGAGGUACUACUUCGCUGCAGGAGUGACAGAGCACUGGAACAGGUUGCCCAGGGAGGUGGUGGAGAAUCCUUCUCUGGAAGUAUUGAAGACCCACCUGGACACUUUCCUGUGCAAACUGUUUUGGGGAACCUGCUUGAGCACGGGGUUAAACUAGAUGAUCUCCAGAGGUCCCUUCCAUCCACUAUGACUUUGUGAUUCUUUGUAUUAAACUGAAUGGUUUGCUGAACUGAGUUUUUGGUGUAAACACCUACAGAGUGUUCUCUGUAGGAUGAAAAAUACCCUAAAAUUUGCCUCCAAAGGAAGAAUCCCAUUAUUUGAUGUGAGAUUCCUUAAAUUCUCUCUAUGUUAAAACUAUAGGUAAUUUUACCUACUUAAAAGAAUUAGCAGAGUUAUUAAUUAAAGAAUUAAGAAUUAAGAGUUGCAGUGUAUGACUCCUGCAGAUUUGUUAAUUCAAUGCUAUGGGUAUUAACUUGCUGGAGAUUAUUUUUUUUUUAAAAAAAAACCACUAACAAGAUGCAUGGAAACUUUUGUAACUUUCUUAAACAAAACCAAUAUCCUACUAAAUAGUGAGAGAUCUAUUCAAAUAGGUAGGAAUAGUAAUAGCAGAACAGACAAAAUGAGCUGAAAAAAGGUAUGUUCUUGUUCUCCUGUGUUUAUCUUAUUAAGAAUUACUGAAUAAUUUAAAUAUUAUAAAAAGGAUUUGCUGGCUUGCAGAGACUUUAAAGAAAAGUAACCAAUUGAUGCUAUCUGUAACUUUAAAAAGGAACAUGUGUACUGGCAUUCUUUGCUUAAUUUAGCAUAGUUAUAAAUCAUUAGUGUUUCUUUUUCUUUGCUCUUUCACAGUGCUUGAAUUAUGUUCUAACGUUGAUAUAAACCAUGAUUUCGUGGGAUGUCAAAGCUGCUUUUGUUAGUGUGCCAGUGGUAGGCAACAGAGUGCUUUUGGUAGAUCUGAGUAAUGGAAGAUUUCUCCGAUGGUGGCUCCUUCAUCAUCUGCCUAGUGUGUAUCAUCAUCUCUGCAGUCUCUGCUUUCUGAAAAAGUCCUUUGGAGCCCUGAGGGCUGUACUUAUGUGCAGAACCAGACAGAAAGUCCUGAAGCUGGGGCUACGAGUAGCUUGUUCCCUUCCCUCCACUCUUCAUGUCACCACACACUCUCGUUCUGGAUAUUAUGCUGCAUAGAGAACUUUAAAAAUGUUACGUUUCAAGGAGUUGCUUUGACUAGGAAUACAUCUAGUAAAUUUAGCAUAUUUGUUGAUGAUAUUUCAUUCCAACCCAAGACUGCCACAUUACAACCCUUUGUGUUCUGCAUGCUGUCCUCCCAGGGAAAAGGGUGGUUGGCACCUGUGGGUUUUCUUCAAAAAAAAGACAGUGCUGUGGCUUCUCUUCAGUUAGGAUCUUGGUGUAGUGUACAAAGCAGAAUGUGCUUUCUGCACGGCAUGCUUGGAACAGGUGUUACUGCAGUUUAGCUCUGGGAUUUGUGAUCUACUUUCCAUAAUGGUAUUGUAAAUGUGCAGAGAGGUGUCUGAGAGAGUCAGAUGAAGAUCCAAGUGAAGGAAUAUUAGUUAUGGUAGGUUAUAGUUCAUGCCGUGUGACUGCAUGUUUGGCUUGGUUUUGGUUUGUUUUUUUAAGUGUUGUACAAGUUACUGAUGAAAGGUCCAGCAGAAAUAACAAGUAACAACUAAAGAAAACACUGAAAAUACUGAAAGAGUUCGAUCUGUGUAUUUCAUGGACUAUUAAAUAACAGAAUAAAAUGCUGAUGUUGUGUGUGAGAGAAAAAUGUUGCACUAAAUAAAAUGCAGUUUUUUAUUGAGAUGUAAAAAAGUGUACAAGAAGGUGAGAAUUUUUGAACCACAGUUGUGGCUGCCAUACCUGAGUCUGAAAAGUCAAAUCCCAUGGUGCAGAGUGCCGCACCUGACACCAAGCAUGUUUUUAGUCCAUGUCUUCAGAAUUUUCCACAUAGUCUUCAAUGUCUGUGUUAGGCUAUCAUCAUGUUUUGCUGGAUUACACAAGUUACACCACUGCAGCCAAGCAAGCUGGUACCAGAGGCCUCCCUCUAGCACCUAAUUUAUUGCAGCAUUCCCAUAUUUAAGUCCACCUAUCUCUCUGGUAUUUUCUUCUUCUUCACGAUAGAUGUUUUCCUUCAGAUACUGGUCUGGAUAUUAACAUACACAAUAAUGGCAGUCAGUUCUGCUGCUGCUGCCUUCGCAGGGAGCAGCUUAUUGUGUUGUUGUGUGGUUUGUUCACAGUAAGUGCCAGCAAGCAGCUUCCCUCGUGCUGGCCACCUUCCUCUAACCUGCUGUCUGCCUGCUGGAGGGAAUAAAUCUCACCAGUCUCUUACAAUGGCUGAAGUGUACUUGUGGUGACUGAGUACUUCUGAUGGCCAGGACCCAGUAGGAGUAAGGACCGAAUUGCUGUAGGACACUGGGAAAAAAUAUGAGAUUUUUUUUUCUCAAAUGAACUGCAGAACAGUUCUAGUGAUGUCGGUAGGCACAGAUUGUUGCUUAAUUUGUAUUUUGUGUUCUUGCAUGUGUGUGAAAGAAGAAGUGGAGAAGGAAGAAAAAAUGAGCACAUUGAAACUCUUGCAGAAAUUUAGCAGUGAUUUUUCAUAUUCAAUUUAAUAGUAGCACUUCUGUAGAAUUAGGAAAUGACAAUUCCAUCCAUGACAGUUAACCCAAACAUCAGAAAACACUGGAAAAGUUCAAAUUAUGCCAUAUCUUUAAUAGUUCCAUGUACUAACCCAAUUCUCUGUGUCUUGACAAACCUUGCUAUUCUACAAGCAUGCUCCAUAACUCUUCUGGGUUAUGCUAGACUCAUUUCAGAAGGCAGCAGCCCCUUGGAAACAAUGUCCCUCUCUGUUAUUUUGAAUAAAACUACCUGUCAGGCCCAUGGACUUUUGCCAAUGCAUAUUUCCAGCUUGAGCACAUUUUGACAUGUUCUUGACCAUAAUGAACAGUUCCACUUAGUACCAUGUAGUAAAGUAUGUUUUGAGUUACAACGUCCUUGAGAUUUCCCACGUGUGUGCCCAACCAACAUAUGCAUACAGCUCCUUCCUUCCCUCCUUCUUGCUGUUUUCUUUCUUUGAUGCAUUCUCUGUGUUGUAUGCUUCUUUAUUUAUUUAUUUAUUUAUUUAGCUUCAAACUAAGUUGUAAUGGCAGCUGGAAACACAGAUAUCUGUCCAGUACUGUCUUUCUUGGUAGAGAACACUGAUGAAUAUUUAACUUUUCCUAGAAAUGUGAUGAGUGUACUGCAUUUCUACAUCAGCUUGAGCUGUUUGUGAAUAAAGAAGAAAAAGCCAUUCUCAAAUUGCUUGGAAGUGGAAAGCUGCCCUCAAAUCUGGUGUGGAUUAAAUUCUUAAGCUGGAAAUUACUGUUAUCUGAGAAGAUGGAAUCAUUAUCAUAUUUCCUAGAGACAUGACAAAAAAUACAAAUGUUUUCUUUGUAGACCAAUGAGUUUGUUCUUGAAACAGUCUAAAGAAAGCAAUUAUCUUUCAGCUUUCCUUUCUUGUAGGUUUGCUUCUUUGCUAAAACAAGUAAGCAGAGCACUGAGCAGUGUGCCCCAUACUGUACCCCAAGGGCCAUGAUGAGCAUCUUUCCUGCUCUGCCCUGUCUAACCCAGGCCAUGGGAGCAUGCUGAGCAAAUACCCAGCCCAAAUCUUGUGAUAAAGCUACACCAUCCCCUUUGGAAAGACAUUUGUGCAGCGAUUUAAAGGUUUCAGAUGAUAGCUCUUGAUUAUUUUUCAUCAUAGCUUUUCUAAUCCCAAUUUUUUUUAUUUUUACUUUACAUGUGGUAUUGGCAGAGAAUGAGCUUUCAGACUCAGUGACUCUGCACACAGACAUUUCCCUUUUAUUCUCUCCACCCUCAUUUCCAUUUCUGUCUGGGAUCCAAGGCAGAUGUGGGCAUGGCCCAUGACAGGUUGCGGGGAAAACAUGAGUCAAGCGACCACAGCCAACAGCUUCUUCCUGGGCUGAGCUGGAAUAGCAUGAGUCAGGCAGUGCACCUUCCAGAGGAGGGAAGAGACAUGUCUCAGACACUUCCAUGCCCCCAUGUGAUACCAGCUGUCCCCCCAGGCACUGUCCUCACAUGGACUUCUGUAUGUUUAUUACUGUUUAAUUCAUGCCUAUAACCAUAGUUUGUCAGAUUAUUUUUAGUGAAGUACAACCUGUCUUCCAGCGGGUUGGUGGGCAGCAGCAGAUUGGGUAUAGCAUUCUCUGCCACCUCUUAGUGGAAGGGUGGUAUAAAUAACAGAUCCAACACUUCAAAGAGUGAUUUGUUUUUAAGUUGGACUAUCUCAGAUUUAGGCAGAAAUCAAGGAAUAAAGCUGUAGGUCCUGCAUAUAAGAUAACACCUAAGCCUAAUAUCUAAGAGGGCAGUUUGGUGUUAUGAUGUCUGUUUUGCACUUGAAUGGAAUGCCAUUUAAACAUUAUAGGAUCACAGUAUCAACAACAACAUACGUAUCUGCUGAAACUUUGCCUCUCAUAGGGGACAUAAAAUCUCAUGGAUACUGGAAAUUGCAGUGCCAUGCUGGUGGUGAUUUUGAACUUGUUUAAAAAAACAUCGUUGAUAUAUCAUGCUUUUAGAUACUGAGAUUCAGUGUCCCAGAAUCAAUUUUGUAGCAAAUUAAAGAGUAACAUUUUGUGUUCUGCGUGUGAGUUUAUGUCAAACGGCAGUUCUAUUGCAGAAACACAUUAUUACAUUAAGGGAGUGCUUUGCUCAGGGGAAAAUACCAUUAAGUCACAGAUGUUAAGAUCUGAAUGCUUCCAAAUAAUUCAGACUUUAAAACCAUAUGCAUGGAAAUAGGCCCAUGGGAGCAAGGACACUGAACAGAAUGCCAGGCCACAGCACCAGGCAGCAGAGAGCCACAGCAGGAGGCCUGGACUGCCCUGCAGUAGGUAAGGGUCCCCAGCCUCAAGCAGUGUGGCAUCUCUGGGUGCUUCCUAAUACUCCUCAACGUCCUUGUGGAAAGAGUUGUCUUGAAAAGCCUCUACAGAAAACAACAAGGAUUCACAGAAUCAUGGAAUAAUCAAAGCCUACGUCUGAGAGCAUUGUAAAAUGCUCCUUGAACUCUGGCAGCCUAGGGCCAUACCCACUCCCCUCUGAUGAAGAACCUACUACUGAUACCCAGAGUGGACUGUGAUGACAGGGUGCAUUAGGGGUGCCAAACUACAGUGAUAGUGAGCACUGCACCGUGGGGGAAAGAAGACAUGGGGACAUGGGUAGCAGAGAAAGAAGCAGGAAAGUUGAACGGAGAACAGAUUCUUCUGAAGUGAAGCCCAAUGUGAAGGAGGGAAGAGGUAUCUUCUACAGAACAACUGAUUAUCUACCAGAAAAAAGAAGGAACAAAUAGCUGCUCAGUAAUACUACUAGUUUAUACCAAGAUGCCUUGGUUUCCUCCCACUUAUUUAAACUUUUAAACACAAUUGCUAAAAUCUUCUGUAAUAGAACUGACUUAAUGCUCAAUAGCAAGACCUCCAUCAGCUGUGAAAACAUAAAUUUGCUGGCUGCAGUGAUCUGCAUUACAUAUUAUCAUGGAUGGCAUAGCUCUACAGAAUAUUUUUUUUGUAGUACCCUUUUUCAUACAUCCCAACAUCCUGUUAUUCUUUGUCUUAACUGAGUAGUGGUUUCCAGCCUCCUGAAGCCCUUUAUCCUUUUGUGUAGCAAAACCGUUUGCUGUCUCUUUGCAAAUCAUACAUUGUCUUCAGCUGCACACAUGUAUUUGUGGACAGAAAAACUCUACUUUAAAAUCUCUCCUAUUAGCAAAGAGUGUUUCUGUCUGCCCAUUGCCCAGCUGUAACUGUGGUGCCACCAGGGCUGAGCUGUCCCACCACAGCUCAUCUGCCACCUGACAUCAUUGCUGGCAGAUAUCCACACUGGAUCCUCAUGCCCCAGGCUCAACAUUCUCACUCAGGUGGCACUUCUGGUGAGAGCUGUCUCCAGGCCAAAUCUGCUUCCUCCCAUUAUGUGAGAGGAAUGUGCAAACUGGUACACUUAAUUCCCCCUCAAAGGAGAAAGCACAGAGCUACAGCAGCUGCAAGCACAUCCCAGCAAAGCUGAAGACAAAACAAAGCAGAGGAACUGCUGUCAGCAAAUUGGUAUGUUUUAAGUCGUGUUUGUAACAGAAAGCAUAUGAUCAGGAAUGUGCUUUGUCUGGGGGCACAAGCUACCUCAGUCUCAUUAUAGGCUGUGUUCCUCUCAGCGAGCCACUCUCAGAAAAACAGAUGGUGCUCCUUGCCUAAACAGGCAGAGUUUUAGCUUCAGAGAUUCAUUUUUUACAGUUUAAUGCUAGAAUCAGUUAGAUCCUAACCAUCUGCUGCCCUGGUGCAAUACAUGGGACACAGUCCAGCUUUCUGCAUGGGGACCUCUAGUGGAAACCAGGGCAAAGCCAUCAGCUAAACUGGGAGUGGCAGGGGUGGGGGGGGGGGGGGGGGGAGUGCUUUAUUUGAUUCAGACUGGAUUGGCUACGAAACAGAACAAGAUGAAAUGCAAGCAAAUAGGGCAAGAAAACAACUUCAUGACUGCCAGUGCUGUUUACAGCCACAUACAGUAGUGUGCAAUGAAUGCCCUUAAAGAUUCAGCAUUCACCUCAAAAGAGAUUAAACGAAGCCACAUUUCUGCCACAUUCCCCAUGUGCCAAACUCUACUAACAAAAAGUGUUAAAAGAGCAAAAUGGUAAUGUCACUGGAUUUUAGGAUGCUUAUAUUCAGGCCUGGAUAGAUUUACAGCCUGGUAAGAUAUCACUUCAAGUGAUGAUUUUAAUAAGUUACAAUAUACUUCUUCGGGGGUUUUUUUUGUUUGUUUGUUUUUGUUUUGUUUUUGUUUUUUUCCUUUUUCCUUACUUUCAUUUACCACAAAAUGAAUCCAUACCCACAACACUCUCCUCUAUGGAAAUUAAUACAGGUACACCCAACACUGGGAGAAUUCUGAGAAAAAUAAACAGUUCAAAGGUUUCUGCAUUUAGUUUUUUUUUCCUGCUAGGAAAAAACCAGACCCUAUUAGAACUUACACAAAUAAAUGGUCUAUUUCACUCCCACAGCUCCUCCCUCACUCUGUUCAGCGGUGCUUGGGUUAGCAACAAGGGACCACACAGCCCUAGCUGCGGGGUGAGAGCUGUUCCCUCGGCCAUUUUUUAGGUUACAUGUUGUUAGGCUUUUUAUUUGCUGUUGCAUUUUCACAAUGAAGGACAAAGUUGUGCGAGGGCCACCAAUGUUCAAAGGCAUGCUACUGUUAAUACUGCAACAGCUGUAGGAAGCUGUCCUUAGCAAGCAACUGAAAGAAAAAAAACAACUGAAAGCAACUGAAAGGAAAAAAAAAAAAAAAAAAGGCAAGAAAAGUAACUGUUUUUAAAGAUAUUUGGUGAUACUUGUGAAGUAUGUAACAUCUCAUGUGCCAGGCAGCUUUCACAGUACUGGCUAAGACCAAGACUUAACAUUUAAGUUAGGUGUCCUGUUUAAGAGCCUCAUUCAGCUUUGGCUUCUUUCCUUGAUGCAGUAAUGAAAUAAAAAGUAUGGUUUGGCUUUUUUGUUUGUUUGUUUGUUUGUUUUUUGCUGGCCUUUGCAGAAAAACCUUGUGAAACAAGGCAUAACUCUUUCAUAAGUAGUUGGGAGCCCGCAGUAAAUACAUUUAUAAGUGUAACUGCAUUACAAGUCAUUGCAAUAUAUCAGCAUGUGCUUGGUAAAUUUCCCAACUCCUUCUACAUUUAGAAGUUGCUGACUGAUCUGACUGAUCUGUAAUUCAGGUGACGACACUGUAGAGGAGAGGUCAGGAAGUAGGGCGAAGUGAAGAGGAAUGGGAUUUCUUGGGCUCAUGUCACCACUGCAGUAGGCUUUUAAGAAACUGCACGUGCUGGACUUCUCCAGUGUAAUUCUUCUUCUUAACAUCUAUUAACAACUUUCAACUUCUUCUGUCUUACAGUGGAAUUGCAAAUUUUUUAUUCAUUUAUUUAUUUAUUUUCCCCCAUAGAUUUAUAAAUUGAUUUUGAAUGGCUGUUCAAUGGAACAACUACACAUAUGUGAAAAACAUAUUUAUUGUUACAAGUACUGGAUUUAAAACAAUAGUGUACAAAGUAAGCAUGUUCACAAGCAUCUGUUUAUUAAAGUCUUAUUUUUUGAAAGAAAUAAUUGCACUGCAAUCAGUAGAGAUGCCAAUCCUAUAAAUGAAGAACUACACUUAAUAGUUUGCUAUGAAGGAAAAAAAAAAAAAAAAAAAA